Molecule: messenger RNA, 2199 nt
Organism: Talaromyces stipitatus ATCC 10500
Lineage: Eukaryota; Fungi; Ascomycota; Eurotiomycetes; Eurotiales; Trichocomaceae
Exons: 6
Coding region: 1-2199 (732 amino acids)
Biological process (GO): regulation of DNA-templated transcription
Molecular function (GO): zinc ion binding; DNA-binding transcription factor activity, RNA polymerase II-specific
Source: RefSeq, a predicted model, not a curated record
AUGUCAAUUGCCGAUGCACAAGGCUGGAGCCUACAACUCACCUUCCAGCGUGCUGCAUGGAUUCGAUUACGAUACGCAAAUGCUGUAUUCCGUGAAGAGAUUCUGGAUUUAGCUAUGUUGUCUCCAAGCCAACCAACAGUCCAACAGUUGAAUGAUAUUGCACGCUGCUGCACGGAGGACUGGGAGUCACAUCCUACAUAUCUCCAUUUUACGCCAGACAUCUGCAACAGUGAUGACAAUUCAAUGAUUUCCUUCAUGCUUAUCGUCUCGCAUCUUGCAUAUCUCAAUUACCACUUCCUUAUCCAAAUGCUUCUUGUCCGACAGCAUCAUGACCCAAACACAUCUUCAAUCUCCGUAAGAUCCCAGAUUUUAUCAACUGUUCUCAAGUUGGGACAUAUACGUGAUACAUACGUGGAUUUAACUGCAGCUGCGCGUUCCGAGGAUGGCGAUAUCAUUCGUAACCUUUGUGUUUUCAUUUCUCAUAUGGACGCGGUGGAGCGACCUAGAAAUGGUACGCCGUUGACCAAUCACAAUCUAGCUUCAGACUUAGGUCUUUCUAGUCCCGGCGCCGGUCGAGGCGCAGUUUCCACAACUGUCAGGCAGCCCUUUUUAAUUGUCGUAUAUUAUCUCUCACCUAAUAAUGAGACCUCCAUCGAGUAUAGAAGCUACUCAUCUUUUCCAAAAUCAAUGGUUGGUGUAGGCGGAAGAUCCAAGGCAUGCGGACAAUGUCGACGCCGGCGGGUCAAAUGUGAUGAGCAGAAACCGCAUUGUCUGCGAUGCAUUAAGGCAAAACUUGAAUGCAGUGGGUAUCCCGACGUGACCAUUAUUCAGUUCGACGGACGAAGAAGACGCAGAACAUCCACCCCAACUUCACGAAAUACCUUGAACUCUGAUAGGGAGUUGUCCACGGAGAUUGUGCCUCGUGCUGUUUCAAGCACACCUCAAAUUGCUUCAACCGCGGGUCCGUCGAUUGAGCCUCGUAUUUCAUUGAAUUAUAAUGAUGUAUUCAUGGAAUACACCCGUUCUAAACUCUUUCGUGGCCUUGACUCAGAAGACCUCGUUCUUCCUCCUAAUUUAGAUCAAGGUCUAGUUAGCAAGGCAUUUCUCGCGCUCUGUACGACGUUCUUUGGAGUAGAGCAUAAAGAGCAACAACUUAUUAGUCGAGGAUUUCAUCAAUACGGACAUGCAUUGGAACGUGUUCACGGCGCACUUGGUGAUCCAUCCCGACGCGCCUCGUUCGACCUUCUCAAGUCGAUAGCAGUGAUGUCGUUAUUUGAGUUUCUUAUAUCAGAUCGUCAGGACGGCUGGCUCAGCCAUACCGUUGGCCUGGAGAAACUGUAUGCUCUACGUGGUCCAUACUCAUUCAAAACACUCUCGGAGCUCCAGCUGUUUGAGAACUCCCGCCCUUCCAUUAUAUUCUCUUCCCUAUUUUUGAGACGACAUACGAUUCUGUCUAAACCAGAAUGGAAAGUAAUGCCCUGGAUUACAUACCCCGACAAAAAGACAGCAAUGCAGCGAUUGGUUGAUCUUCUCGCUGAUUGUCCGGCUUUGUUCAUGGAACAAGAUCGGAUAGCAUCUGAGAGCCCAGGAACGCCAGACCAAACCGGUGACUUGAUUGAGUUGCUCCGAAAAGUCAUACGUCUUUUAGACGACCUGCUACAGUGGAAUGAGCAAUGGGAGCUGGAAAACCCUGACUACUGCUACGAUGUUCCCGCGCCGGCCUCGACACCGCUCAUUGCCAGCAUGUAUGAUGGUGAUAGCUAUGUACCGGCUUGGUCGACGGUACUGGAAUACAAAAGCAUGUACCACGCAAACACGGUAAUUGUCUAUAAUGGUACUCUGGUCCUGCUUCUCAAUCUCGCUCAAAGUGUAAUGCAGAUGAAGUCAAUUCCAACAAUGCACCAAACUCCACACAUAAUCGAUAUGAAAAAGAUAUACAAUGCUGGGAUCACUAUCUGUCGCAGUGUUGAAUACCAUCUCCAGAGCAUGCGACAAGGCGCUGGUAGCUUUUUUCUCCUCUUCCCUCUACGCAUGGCAUAUGUUUCUGUUGGGCGUACCGAACCGACUAUUGGCACCUGGAUACAAGAUGUGUUGAAACAGAUACAAGACGGAAAAAGCGGUCGAUGGGCUACAGCAAAGUAUUUACUGGAUCUUCAACCUCUGUCUAGGAAUUCUGCAUCAAGGAUUGUUAUUACAUGA